Rhodamnia argentea is the source of this 2799-nucleotide messenger RNA. RefSeq lists its product as uncharacterized. Lineage: Eukaryota; Viridiplantae; Streptophyta; Magnoliopsida; Myrtales; Myrtaceae. Bases 27 to 2012 code for a protein of 661 amino acids. The transcript has 6 exons. The record is from RefSeq and is a predicted model, not a curated record.
ACUGAUUGGGAGAGUAAAACUGGAGGAUGGUGGAGCUACAUUCAUGCCCAGGAAUGGGUAAUGCAUCUGCAUUGUGUACUAUAGAGGACCGUGUCGGGAAGGCGGAGAGAGAGAGUGUCGAUCACAUCGUGGCACAGAUUUCAGCUGAACUACAGCGAGAGAGGAUCAAGAAUGCCGAACUCAUGGAGAGAAUUUCUGAACUUGAAACUCAAAUAAGGGUCAAUCAAAAUAAAGCUCUUGUCCAAGACAAAGAGGGUAGUCGGAGAAAAGCACCGAGGCAAAGGUACAAAGAGUCCAAAAGACAAAAGGCAGGUGAAUUCGAUGGUAGGACUGAAAAUGGACUAACUGUUGGUGGUAAAUCGGCUUCUCCAGUUGGGCAAGAUUAUCAGUGUGUGCUGCCAAAGUAUGAAAGCACCGAACAUGGCAUGGUCUAUCAGAUGAGUAUGGAACAUACACGCAUGUUGGGUUUUGAAAAUUUGAAAGAUGGUGACGACAGCGAUGACUUUGAUAAUGUGGAUGAAGCCAACGAUGAAGAUGACAAUUACCAUGGUGAAGAUGGCGUUGACAUUCACAAUGCUGAAGAGAACUCAAGAACUAACAAUGAUAUAAUAGCCAAGAAAGUGCAGGUAAUGGCGGUGGAUACUCCAAAAUCCAAUCUUUGCUUACAGGAGAUUGGACAGGUUCAGGACAUGUCGAAACUCGGUGAACUUGAGAACGAAGAAGUCAAGACCGAAGAUUGCAAAGAACAGGUAGAGGUACAUUCAUCUGGAUAUUAUGCCUGUCAUGCAGGGUCUGGAAGCAUACAGCAGCGCAGGAGUUCCACGAAGGUCGCUUUCUGUCCUAAAGAAGUUAGAAGGAUUGUCGAGCUGGAAGCCCUGCAAGAAAAAAAUGCGCAGUCUCAUACGAUGAGAAAGAUCAUUGUUUUCGCGUCCCUCGGAAUAAAGCACGGGUGUGAAGAUAUGUACGAGCUGGAUUUCGACCAUUUUAGUAUUCUGAGGAAGGGUGAACCCUUUGUCUCUCUGCAAAGUCCCGGGGAGCACGUUUUAUAUGAAAAUCCCGGCAUCCGCAGAAAGGUCUUCUAUCCAAAUAGACAGAACCCGACAUUGUGUCCUGUCCAAACACUAGAGGAAGAGAAGGCCAUGCGUCCAUCUGACCAAAGCUGCCCGUCAUCCUUAUUCCUCUGCAUCAAAUAUGGAGGGAGGACUAGAAAUCUUCCCCAAAACGAAUACGUCAGGCAGCGGAUGGGAAAGAACAAGCUGAAAUCCUUCGGGCCGCUUAUGUGCAAAAUGGCGAUGUUGGUCCAUGUUCGCAGCGGGAGUUUCUUCUUUAAGGCCCUUGGCAUAACGCUGUUGUUCAUGGCUGGUUUCACUGAUCACCUGAUUCAAAAGGAGACCAAAAACAGAAGCUUGGGCUUGCUCCAAAAGUACUACAGGAAGGAUGAGGAUGCUGAAGGAGAGAAAUUGUUUCUUGAACUUACAGAAACCUCCGACACGCAAGCUGCCCUCAAGUUGGACCAAUCUACUACCAAGAAAGCCUCAACAAAAUUCAAACCCAAAAGGCAUAGUCAUGCUGCGCAUGAGCCUUCAAAUUCUGAAAGAUCAUCAGGUUAUCCGCAAUCAGGAGCCACGAGCUGUGCUCCUCAAUUUGGAUUAGUCGGCUAUAACUCUAUCCACACUCAAGCACCGGGAGCAGAUAAAGCUUCGAGUUUGAAACCAGCAAUCAACAACUAUGCUAGUAACAUGUCAUACUCAAAUCCAACUACGUGUCAUAUGUUCCCACCCCACCAGCCCGCAAACGGUUUCAUUCCUAUGAUGUGUUGGCCUCACCCUGGCACAUAUGCUUAUGCCCCGUUUCCAUCUUCGGCAAGUUAUUUCCCUGUUCAUCCACGCAGUUGCUACACCUAUCCUCCUUCGCGCGAUUUUUUCCCGAAGACAGUCAGAGGCACGGGAAAGACCGAUGCAGUCUCAGGGGAAUCUGGUGAUGAUUCUGGAAGCAGUUCGAGCAGUUCAUAGCUAAAAGAAGUGCUAUUAAAACCAAUUCUAGCUGCCACGACUUGUUUGGGAAAUGCGCUGCUGCAGUUAAAGAAAUGUACUGGGAUUUACAAGGUUCAUCCCUCCUUUGUGCAGGUGUGUUGUUCAGAUUUGUGUAUAUGCCAGAGACUGUUUCUUUCUCUGUUGUAGCAGUAAUCGGCUUAAUAAUCAGUAGAAUCAAUGAGCCGACAUUAGCGAAAAAUUUCCUACCAUCCUGGAUCCGUGAAGCUAACAAGGGAGGGCAAUGCUCCAAUGUCUGUUCUACUGGAUGGCCUAUAUCAAUCUCUAAAUAAUGUGGAAUGUACUUCAAAAACUCUCUCUCUCAAGGUUCAUGGUCCACACCUUCUGUAUUGGUACCCUCCAUUUUUGUCCAGUGUCAUAAUUCAGCACUAACUUCCAACCAAAACUUGUAAUAUUGCAGGAGGAUACACAACAUAAUUUAUGCUGAUCCAUGGGAAUCUUAUCCUUUUUUAGGUUCCCCUCACUUUCUUUGCCCCAUGUGUUCUAGUUGAUUGUACAUCUUUGUUUGUUUCAUUUUGCCACCUAUGGGGGACCAUUUGAAUUCAUUAUACUUGAAGGGUGAUGAACCACUCUUUCUUGAAAACCCAGUUUGCUUCCAUCAUCAUGAAGAUAGAGGAAAAAAGGAAAGCAGCAUUCAAAAGUAGAUCGAUAGAUACAUCAACACUCUAGAAUAUGCAUCAUACACCACCACAGAUAUAACACAACAGCCCACAAUCACUAUGCCAACUUAGAGCAGAAAACAAAUGCA